UUUCUUGAGGCAUUAUUCUGCAUAUCAUACCAUUCACCCAUUUCAAGCCUACAAUUCAGUGAUUUUUAGAGUAAAUUUGCCAAGUUGUGCACCCAUCACCGUAAAUCGGUGUGGGAACGUUUCCACUGUGUCUCCUCGUGGCAUUAAGUGUUAGCUCCUGUCACCAGCUGUCUCCCAGCCGUAGGCAACCACUACUGAGUUGUGAGUCCUAAAGUAUGAUUCUAGACCUAGUCUAGGAGAAAGACUUUCUGUCUCUACAGAUUUGCCCUUUCUGGCUGUCUCCAUAUAUUGGAAUCAUACAGUAUAUGGUCUCACGUGUCUGGCUCCUGUCACUUAGCGUAAUGUUUUUUGCAGUUCGUCCUUGCCACGGCAUGGAUCAGUGUUUGUCCCCUUUUGUUGCCAAACAUCCCUCCAGUGUAUGGAUAUACUGCGUUUGGGUUAUUCACCAAUGGUUGGUACACGUUCAGGUUGUUUCUACUUUGGGGCCAUUACGAAUAAUGUUGCUAAUAGCAUUCACGUAUUACUGUUUACGAUUUAAAUUCGGUAGCUUUUCCCCCUCGAAUGGAGGCUAAAUUUUCCAGCAGAUGUGUCUUCUUCCCUUACUCUUUCUUCCUCCAGAUAUGGACAGUAGAGUUCCCACAGACAGCAACCAAAGUUACUAUUAAUGUUCUAAUAAAUAGCCUCAGGGGGUUAAAUAGUCCAGAGAAGAAAAGGCCUGUUAAUCUAAUAGCAGUGUUUUAUUCCAGGAUGGUUUAUGAGAAACUGGUAGCCAAAUGCCCUCCAUCUUCAUGGAAAGUAAAGGAGGGGAACUGGAUCUAAACCUCAGUGAAAGCCACUUCCGCUGGGCCUGAGGAAGCGUGUUUUAUGUGGCGGUGGCUGCUAUCAGGUUAAUUUGCAAUGUUAUAAAAACAAAGCCCAUGCAAUUUCCUCUGAGAGGAGCUCAUGUGAAUGGAUUCCAAUCUGUCCGAGGCCAGAUGGCCCUGUGAUCCCCUAAAAGGAAGAUGGUCCUUUUGUGGUGCUUUCUUCUGUGUGGUUAGGGAAGACGUUCGGCCUUUGGUGUUCGCAGAGGCCACUUCAUUGUGCCCAUGAGACCAGUUAUUGGAGUCGCUGUGUCACAAAACCAGUCGUUGGGAGUGUUCUACACAAACCACUGGGUGUGGCAGAAGGAGACAUCGCUCCCAUGUCCUGGACAGAGCAGUGUCCCCCAGCUACUGUUCUCUCCCUGACACUGGCUAGAACAAUCAUAAUUCAAUUCUAGAAUUGCACAACUUACAAAGUAAUUUCACAUCUCAUCUCCUUUCGACUUUAUACACGAGCUUCGGCAGCUCCCGCUGAGAGGUAGACUGUCACCUGGCGGUUCAAAGCCUUUUCCAGCAUGAGUCUGUUCUGGGGAUCUGCCGUUAUGGCCUGUCGUGCCGGGCAAGGGACUGUCAUCACGUCGGUCUGUCACUUAAAGACCACGCAUCCUUUUAGCUCCUCUGUAUUUAUACUACGCUGUCCCUUCACAUCCGUCGUCUGUUUGAGGAACUCUGGCUUGCCCUGUAGUCAGGCCUGCACAUUACCUCGUGUGUAGGUAAAUGCUCUCCUUGGCAGAAUUCAUCGCACCCCUUUCGGGCACCCACCAUGCUUGAUAAUACAGCACCAUACCUUUCCUCAGUAGCCUACCUUCCCUGAAUUUUUCUUUACUCAUCGCGACUAUUAUGUCUUUCAAAGGAAUUCUGUGAUACCUAAAUACCAAAGAAUACUAUAUGCAGAUGUAAUAGUUUAGUAUUAAUAGUAGAAAUGUAAACAUAGAUGUCAGGUUAUAAUUACAACCAGUUUUCGGAGGGCGUCCUCGAAUCUUGAGCACAGCAGUCCUGAUGGGUUCACCUCUGGAUCCUAAACACUGAGCCCACAUCCUGAUACCUAACAAACGACCCUGAGUCAUUAGGAAAUAGGCAGAGAGAUGGUAUUAACCAUCAUUUUGCAGAUUUGAAAUUGAUUUCCAAAAUGCUAAGCAAUGUGAUGGUUUAGUUAUUAUGUCCUGGCCACCUUUCCUUGAGUUCACUGGUAGACCUUCCAGAGACCUCUGACGGGCUGGUGCCCUCCCUCUCUAGCUAGCAUCAAAGGUAGGGUCUCUCAAAGUAUUGUGCGGGACUGCUCGUCAUAGACUGACUUUGGAUACUUACUGAAAAAAAUCAAACCAAAUUUCCCAAAUGCAACAAAAGCCAGACCCAAGAUCAGAAAUGAGAGGACAGUCUAUUAUCAUUAGGGAAACGCACAUCAAAACCGUAAUGAGAUGUUAACACCUCGUACUCAUUACGACUGCCGCCCGUCAGGAUGGCGGGAAGGAAGGGAGGGCAGGAAGGAGUGUUGUGGAAAACAGUAUGGAGGUUCUUCAAAAAAUUAGACACCGAGUUACCAUAUAACCCGACAGUUCUGCUUCUGGGUAUAUAUUCCAAAAGAACUGAAGGCAGAAACUUGAAGAAAUACGUGUCCACCCACAUUCGUAGCAUUAUUCACAAAAGCCAAAAAGUGGAAGCAACCUUUUGGUUGCUUCCCAACAGACGAGUGGAUAGACAAAAUGUGUUCCGUACAUACAGUGGAAUAUUGUUUAGCUUUGAAAAGGAAAUAAAUUCUGACACAUGCUACCACACGGAUGGACCUUGAACACAUCAUGCUGGGUGAAAUAAGCUAGUCACAAAGGGACAAAUCCUAUGUGAUUCCUCUUACACGAGGUACCCUAGAACAGUCAAGUUCAUGGAGACAAAAAGUAAGAAUAGUGGUUGUCGGGGCCUGGCAGGAGGUAGGAACAGGGAGUUAGUGUUUAAUGGGGACAGAACUUCAGUUUGGGAAGAUGAAAAGUUUUCUGGAGAUGGAUGGUGGUGAUGGUCGCACGAUAAUAUGAAGGUGCCUCAUGCCAUGGAACUGAGCUCUUAAAAACAGGAUGGUGAAUUCUAUGUUAUAUGUAUUCCACCAUAGUUUUUAGAAAUUUAAUUCAAAUUUUAAAAAUAGGGCGCCAAGAGGUGUGUACUGUUUGACUCCAUAUAUUUAAGGUACAGCAAUUGACCGAUGGUGUUCGUCAUCAGAAUAGUGGUUACCCUUGGGAGGGACGAGGCUCUGGGGGUGGUAAUAUUCUAUCUCUUGAUCUGGCUGUGAAGAUAUGGGCGUGCACAGUGUGUGAAAUUCUCUGAGCUCUACAUAUGCCUGUUACACUUCAGAAAAGACUCCAAAAAUGUACAUCAUGAGCCCGACAGCAGGCUACAGAAUCAGAAUCUCUGAGGAUGGGACCUAGGGACCCUGCAUCUUAAUCCCCCUACCCUCUUCCAAGUUUUUCUUAAGAACACUGGACUUGGGGAAUCUUUGCUAAAGGAGAGGGAUUAGGGAACUAUCCUCCCAAUGAUCAAGAAUUCUGUUCUGCUCUAACAACAAAUCUUCCUUAGGAAAGACAUUCUUGACAUCUUUGAGUCACUUAGCUUCUGUUGGGGAAAUGCAUGGUCAUCUUUCAGAUGUGGAGAAGUCAAUGAUGUAUAGAAGCAUGUAUUUUAAUAUAUUACAUUUUAAAAUAGUAUUUUUGGUAAUUCGUCAUGCACACAAUAGCUUACGAAUAUUUUACUGAGGUGCUGUAAAAACUGGCAGGUGCUAGGACCUAAUGGAAAUCAAGUAUUCAGUAGGAGGGGAGACAUAGCACCAUGGGGUGUGGUGCCCUGUUAGCAGGUACAGAAAAGCCAGUUCUUCCACCUAUAAGCUAAUGAGACUUCAUUUCAGCUCUCUCCACGCCAUCUGCAAGGUAUCAGCAGCUUUUACACUUGCUUGUUAAACCAAAAGCAUGUUUCUGGCAAAGGCUUUAUUGGAAGGGGCUGAUCGGGGUCUUGGGGAAGCUCUUGGAGGCCUUCUUGGAGGAGGCGGUCAGAGAAGAGGAGGAGGAGGUGGAGGAGGAAGAAAUAUUGGCGGCAUAGUUGGAGGAAUUGUGAAUUUCAUCAGCGAGGCUGCCGCAGCUCAGUACACCCCAGAACCCCCUCCCACUCAGCAGCAUUUCACCAACGUGGAGGCCAACGAAAGUGAGGAAGUUCGUCGGUUUCGGCAACAGUUUGCACAGCUGGCUGGGCCGGACAUGGAGGUGGGUGCCACCGACCUAAUGAAUAUUCUCAACAAAGUCCUUUCUAAGCACAAGGACCUGAAGACCGACGGCUUUAGUCUUGACACCUGCCGGAGCAUCGUGUCUGUGAUGGACAGUGACACGACCGGCAAGCUGGGCUUCGAAGAAUUUAAGUACCUCUGGAACAACGUCAAGAAAUGGCAGUGCGUUUAUAAGCAGUAUGACAGGGACCAUUCUGGGUCUCUGGGAAGUUCUCAGCUGCGAGGGGCUCUCCAGGCAGCAGGUUUCCAGCUAAACGAGCAACUUUACCAGAUGAUCAUCCGCCGGUACGCCGACGAGGAUGGAAGCAUGGAUUUCAACAAUUUCAUCAGCUGCCUGGUCCGCCUGGAUGCCAUGUUCCGUGCCUUCAAGUCUCUGGAUAGAGAUGCAGGUGGCCUGGUUCAGGUGUCCAUCCAAGAAUGGCUGCAGCUGACCAUGUAUUCCUGAAGCGGGCAGCGAGAAGCCAGCGCCCUCCCGGAGGACGGGACCGCCAAGAGCCUAGCCGCGCCGUCUGCACGGUGGCUGAUACCCUGCCCAACAGCUGUCAUUUCCUGCGAGCUCUUGCACCGGCCUGAAUGCUUCUGAACUGGGGGCGGCCCUUUAAACAGCUUCAUUAAAACAGAUUUUUUUUUUUUUUA
This is a messenger RNA of Acinonyx jubatus (cheetah), 4755 nucleotides long. RefSeq names its product calpain small subunit 2 (gene CAPNS2). Gene Ontology annotation, molecular function: calcium ion binding. The record is from RefSeq and is a predicted model, not a curated record. NCBI's taxonomy places the organism in Eukaryota, Metazoa, Chordata, Mammalia, Carnivora, Felidae. The transcript has a single exon. The coding region runs from base 3809 to 4564 and encodes 251 amino acids.